Molecule: messenger RNA, 240 nt
Organism: Cinara cedri
Lineage: Eukaryota; Metazoa; Arthropoda; Insecta; Hemiptera; Aphididae
Source: the annotation of a GenBank genome assembly
AUGCGUUCUAGGCUUUUUACUUUUCAAGCAUCACAUUCAACAAUUAAAAGUAAUAUAUAUAAAGACAAAUAUGAUGAGCUUCUCCAAGUUCUGGAUGUGCUGAAAAUACAAAAUUUGCCUGAUAAAUAUGAUAUCCAAUAUGGUGACAAGAGUGUAAGAAGGUUGGCUAUGAAAUUUGAAGUUGAUGAAACAUCGAUUGUUCGGAGUUUUUGUGCGUUUGAAGACUCAAAAAAUAAAUAA